This is a messenger RNA of Carya illinoinensis, 1304 nucleotides long. RefSeq lists its product as uncharacterized. The transcript is spliced from 4 exons. NCBI's taxonomy places the organism in Eukaryota, Viridiplantae, Streptophyta, Magnoliopsida, Fagales, Juglandaceae. Bases 730 to 1053 code for a protein of 107 amino acids. The record is from RefSeq and is a predicted model, not a curated record.
UUAUAUUUAGCUAUAUUAGCCCUAAUAUUUCUGAUUGCAUUUGGGUGGGCAAGACCCCUGCAAAUCCGUAUCAUUGCUUUCAUAGAAUAUUUGGAGGCAUGGUUGAGCCCACCUCGUCAGCUAUUUCCCCAGUUGAAGAUGCCUUCCGUGUAGACCUACCAUAAGGUUUUGUUCUUGCUGUUCCUUUAACUUUUCUUUCUUUCCCUCUGAUUUUUUUAUUGAUUGAUAAGAGCAUGAGUGCUGCCUCUUUUUCUUCAUUGCCUCUAUUAGAUUUCUUGCCCUCUAUCUCUAAAAAUUUUUGAACUUUAUGUUUCGGGAGAUGAACUUCUUCAGCCUCUGGAAGCAACCUUUUUUAGGAAGGUUCAGUUUCUGGCAAUGUAGUCAGGAUGACUGAACUCUUUGCCGACUCCACUAUAUUUUUUGAGAAUAAACCUUGUGUUUGGUUCGGUCGUUGGCUUUCUUGAUUAAGAAGAACUAGCUGGUAUUUGACUGAGGGUGUAUUGUUUGGAUCUCGACUUUUGCUGUAAAGGAUUGUGUGCAUUAAAAGUGGAAAGUUCAGUUGAAGUUAUAACUUUAGAGGAUAAUUCCUUCGGCCAUGUGCGGAGUGGAUUGGAUGAAAUUAAUGGCUGAAGAUUCUUCAUGCAGUUGUGUCCAGCGUGAUGGCCAAGUUUCUGGCUUCAAAACCGAGUAGGAGAUAUUCAGUGCUCUUAUUUCUGAGUUCCACACGUGAUGGCCAAUUCCAGGUACUUGCUUCGGUGUCCAACUAUGAGUGAACCUGCUGUUUGCUGGAGUAUCCAGGUUUUCAUGCUGAAAAGAGUAAUUGAGUUCAUCUCCUCCAUUGGAUCAACCAAUAUUUUCUUUCUUGAUGCACCACCUAUCACGGCUGAAUUGAUGGUCGGCGGGGAAGGCUUGAAAAUCAUCUGUUCUAGUUUCUCUCCAUGUUCAAUCCGGUAUGGUUCUUGUUCUGGAGAAAAGCAUAAGUCUUCCCAUGAAAGUACUUCAGUUGGGUUGAUCAGAUUUUCCAUAUCCAUUGCAGAAAUAUUAGAAGGAUGAAAUGAUGAGACGAGUGUAAGAUUGGGUUGAUGUAAGGAAGAAAAAAUUUUGUAGGAGGAUUGAACUCAUCUGGAUACAAAGAGUUGGCUAUCGUGGGAGUUUUUCCGCAGGUUACACAUAUUACAUGUCAAGUUCUAAUAUUUGAGAAGUUAUGACUUCUCAAAAGUGCUCUUUUAUUUUAGUUGUGACUUUUCAUAAAUACCUUUUCAUUUAUAUAAAUUGUGACUUUUCACGAGUAUCAUUUCAUUUUA